AUGGCAACACCUCUCCCCCGGAAGCUCUGGGAGCACCCAGACCCGGAAUCAACACAGAUGGGCCGAUUCCGACGAGAGUUGGAGCGGUCGACUGGCCAGAAAUUCGACUCCUUCCAUGACAUGUUCCUCUACUCAGUCCAAAACCGCACCGCAUUCUGGGACUUCUGUUGGAAAUUCUUCCCCAUCAUCCACGAGGGCAGCUACACCCGCGUCGUGGACGAAUCCGCCCGCAUGGACAGCGUCCCGACCUGGUUCGCGGGCGUGAAACUAAAUUUCGCCGAGAACCUGCUCUUCACGGCUCGCGCGGGAGCCACGACCGGCAAGGAAGACGAGAAGAUCGCCAUCACCGAGGUUCGCGAGGGUGACGCGGAGAAUGCGGUUCACCUCACCUGGGGGCAAUUACGCCAACGGACCGGUGCCCUGGCCCAAGCUAUGAAAGCGAAUGGCGUGAGGAGGGGGGAUCGCGUUGCGGUUUGUUCGGCGAAUAGCAUCGAUACGUUGCUGGUGUUGCUGGCGACGACAGCGCUGGGGGCGAUUUUUUCGUCGAGUUCGACGGAUAUGGGUGUGAAGGGUGUUUUGGAUCGGUUGUUGCAGAUUAAGCCUAGAUGGCUGUUUAUGGAUGAUUUGGCGGUUUAUAAUGGGAAGAAGAUUGAUCUGCGUGGGAAGAUGAAGGAUAUCGCUAAGGGGAUGGAGUCGGUGGUCGAGUUUCAGGGUAUCGUCUCGUUGCCGCGGUUCACCGAGGAGCCAGCUGAUGUCAAUGGGAUCUCUCGAGGAUUGAAAUUGUCGAGUUUCCUGGCGAAAGCAGGUGGUAAGGACCGGUUGGAGUUUGAGCGUGUUGAUUUCCGCGAUCCUUUCCUUGUGGUGUACUCUUCUGGUACCACGGGCCAACCCAAGUGUAUCGUCCAUUCUGUGGGAGGAGUCUUGUUGAAUGGCUUCAAGGAGGGCGGUUUACACACGGAAUUUACCCAGGAGAGUGUUGCUUUGCAGUAUACCACGACGGGAUGGAUCAUGUAUCUGUCUGCUAUUCAGACUCUGGUCUUUGGCUCUCGAGUGGUUCUCUACGAUGGCAGUCCAUUUAUCCCCGACGUGACGGCACUCGUGAAGAUUGCGGCUCAAGAAAGGGUCACCCAUUUGGGUAUUUCUCCACGAUGGCUGCAUGAACUGCAGAGAGCGAACAUCCGACCUCGGGAGAUUUUCGACCUUAGUGCUCUGAAGGUUGUCACUAGCACUGGAAUGGUCCUACGUGAUGCUCUAUUCGAAUGGUUCUACGAUGAAGGUUUCCCCUCUCAGACUCGUCUGAACAAUAUCUCUGGCGGCACUGAUAUCGCUGGCUGCUUUGGUAUUAGCAACCCUCUGACCCCCGUAUAUGUGGGAGGAUGUGCGGGAUGCAGCCUGGGCGUUCCAGUUGAAGUGUACGACUCCACGAUUGAAGGAGGCGAGGGAAUUCGGGGUGUUGCAAUCGAAGAGGGAGUCCCCGGCGAGCUGGUGGCUACUUCAGCCUUCCCCAACAUGCCCACCAUGUUCUGGGGCGAUACCGAUGGCAAGAAGUACUUUAAUGCGUACUUUGCGAGGUUUGAUAACGUCUGGACUCAUGGUGAUUUCGUCGCCAUCCAUCCCAUCACCAAGCAGCUCGUCUUCCACGGUCGCGCUGAUGGUGUCCUCAACCCCUCGGGUGUGCGUUUCGGCUCAGCAGAAAUCUACCGCGUCAUUGAAGGGAAAUUCACGCAGGAGAUUGCCGAUUCGAUCUGCGUGGGUCAGCGUCGACCCUCCGACUCGGACGAGCGAGUUAUGCUCUUCUUGCUGAUGAAGCCUGGUGUCGCCUUUACAACCGACCUGGUGACUCGCGUGAAGAGUGCAAUUCGCACCGAGCUUAGUGCCCGCCACGUGCCGGCCUUUAUCUUUGAGACCCCGGAGAUCCCGACGACGGUCAACCUGAAGAAAGUGGAGCUCCCCGUCAAGCAAAUUGUAUCGGGCAAGCGGAUCCAGCCUUCAGGAACCCUGCUCAAUCCGGGCAGCUUGGAGUUUUAUUACCGAUUUGCCGAGGUGGAGAAGCUGGUUCGCGAGAGCAAGCUCUGA
Penicillium cataractarum is the source of this 2076-nucleotide messenger RNA. RefSeq names its product Acetoacetyl-CoA synthetase. The transcript is spliced from 5 exons. Gene Ontology annotation, biological process: lipid metabolic process. Bases 1 to 2076 code for a protein of 691 amino acids. NCBI's taxonomy places the organism in Eukaryota, Fungi, Ascomycota, Eurotiomycetes, Eurotiales, Aspergillaceae. The record is from RefSeq and is a predicted model, not a curated record. Gene Ontology annotation, molecular function: acetoacetate-CoA ligase activity. Gene Ontology annotation, cellular component: cytosol.